This is a messenger RNA of Momordica charantia (bitter melon), 1143 nucleotides long. RefSeq names its product photosystem I subunit F (gene PSAF). Gene Ontology annotation, biological process: photosynthesis. NCBI's taxonomy places the organism in Eukaryota, Viridiplantae, Streptophyta, Magnoliopsida, Cucurbitales, Cucurbitaceae. Gene Ontology annotation, cellular component: photosystem I; chloroplast thylakoid membrane; photosystem I reaction center. The record is from RefSeq and is a predicted model, not a curated record.
AAAGACAAAUGAAGUGGGCUAUUCUCUUAUCCAAGAUAGAAGAGAGAAUCAGAAAGCUAAAACCAGAGAAUGGCUCUGCCAAUUACACAACUCCAACUCAGCUUCCUCAAUCAUCUUAUCCAAAACCUUCUUCUCCAUUCUCCACACACCAAUCGAAUCUAAAACCGUUCCCUCCACACUCUUUCCCCAAAUCUUCUUCUGCUGCUGCUUCAAUCCGCCAUUUCCACCCCAAAUCUCGACAACCCAGAAGAGAUUCAGCCCCAAAAUCCCUCACAAUGUCUCUCACAAUCCCCACCAAUCUCUCCAAAUCCCUGUUGCAGCCCAAAUUGAGGUCUCCCAUGGCCGCAAAACCCGCCAGAUCCUCCUCAAUCCUCUGCUCCGCCUCCGCCCCCGCCCCCGCCCCCGAGAAGGCCUCCUCCUCUCUCCAGGCCUUCUCCGCCGCCCUCGCCCUCUCCUCCAUCCUCCUCUCCGCCCCUCUCCCCGCCGUCGCCGACAUCGCCGGCCUCACCCCCUGCAAGGACUCCAAGCAAUUCGCCAAGCGCGAGAAGCAGCAGAUCAAGAAAUUGGAGUCCUCGCUGAGCAAGUACGCCCCCGACAGCGCCCCCGCGCUGGCCAUCAACGCCACAAUCGAGAAGACCAAGAGGCGAUUCGCGUUCUACGGGAAGCAGGGGCUGCUGUGCGGGGCCGAUGGGCUGCCCCAUUUGAUCGUUAGCGGCGACCAGAGGCACUGGGGAGAGUUCAUCACUCCUGGGUUUCUGUUCCUCUACAUCGCUGGGUGGAUUGGGUGGGUUGGAAGAAGCUACUUGAUCGCCAUUAGAGACGAAAAGAAGCCGACCCAGAAGGAGAUUAUCAUUGAUGUGCCAUUGGCCACCAGCUUGGUCUUCAGAGGCUUCAGCUGGCCUGUUGCUGCUUACAGAGAGUUUGUCAACGGCGAACUCAUUGCCAAGGAUGUCUAAUUCACCUCCUUCAGAGAUUAGGAAAGUGGAAGAGGGAUUGGCUUUUAGACCAUGUUGAGGAAUGGAAAUGGAAAUGGAAAUGGAAUGGGGUUUGUGAAAUAUUUGUGUAUUUAAUUUGGAAACUUGACAUGAGUAUAUGUAAUGGUUGGUUGUGUUGGAUAAAGGGCAAAUCUAUUUUUUCACUUCC